Messenger RNA from Ustilago hordei, 462 nucleotides. RefSeq lists its product as uncharacterized. NCBI's taxonomy places the organism in Eukaryota, Fungi, Basidiomycota, Ustilaginomycetes, Ustilaginales, Ustilaginaceae. Gene Ontology annotation, biological process: translation. Gene Ontology annotation, cellular component: ribosome; cytosolic large ribosomal subunit. Gene Ontology annotation, molecular function: structural constituent of ribosome. Bases 1 to 462 code for a protein of 153 amino acids. The record is from RefSeq and is a predicted model, not a curated record. The transcript is spliced from 3 exons.
AUGGCUUCCCAGGAUCUUCAGUGGCUUCUUGUUCGCAACAACUCCAGCUUCAUUGUGAAGCAGAAGGGUCUCGGCCGCAUCUUCUCUCGCGAGCCCCGCAACCUCACCCAGCUCCACAGCUACAAGUACUCUGGUCUCGUCAACUCCAAGGCCGUCGGCAUUGAGCCCGCCCAGUCUGGCAAGGGUGUCGUUCUUACCACCAAGAACUCCAAGAAGACUCCCUUUUCGAUCAGGGGCACCAAGAACACUUCCACCAUCAAGAAGGGUGGCAGCCGUCGUGCCGCCGGCGUUGUCUCCAACAUCGUUGCCAAGAAGGGUUACCGUGCUGACUUGACCAAGGCCGCCGUUGUCCGUGCCUCCGCCAUCCUCCGAUCGCAGCGUGGUCGCAAGCAGCCCCCUGCCCGCAAGGUCCGUGGCGCUGGCCCGCGCAAGACCGUCAAGGUCGAGGAGCCCGUCGCCUAA